GUCAUCUUGUCUGCUAAAUAUAUUUCUCAUCUACAUUGUCGCCAUGCUAUACUUUAAAAAGUGAUGCCGACUUCAGAGAAGUUUGUUUUUUAUUAAUAACUUCUUUACAACAAUCAGUUCCACAAUAUUAACGUGAAAUGCCUGGGAUGAAAUGGUUUUGGACAUUUUCUGUCCUGUUAACGUGUUGGAUUUUACCUUUCCUUCACGCUACGGUAAAGAAGCGAUCCUUGCCAGUGUUCUCUAGAAAUAUAUUAAAGAUUAUAUCGGAAGAAUAUUCUAAUAGAGAACAAUUUCGUGAAAUAUUAACUCCUCUAUUGGUUGAAAGAGUUCCAGAUACUCCUGGCAAUACUCAAGUACAACGGUUUAUUGAGGAAAGAAUGACAAACCUGGGUUGGACCAUAACAAAAGAUAGAUUUGUUGACACAACACCAUAUGGAGUGAAACAUUUUACCAACAUCAUAGCUACCUAUAAUCCUAAUUCACCAAACAGAUUGGCUUUAGUGUGUCAUUUUGAUUCUAAACAAGAGAACUAUAAAUUUGUUGGUGCUACAGAUUCAGCUGUACCUUGUGCUAUGUUAAUAGAUUUAGCUACCAAUUUAGAAUGUCUCCUAGCCAAAUCCAGUGCUAAUGCUAAUGUACCAGAUACAACAAUAGAGAUGAUAUUUUUAGAUGGUGAAGAAGCAUUCCAACGCUGGUCUGAUACAGACUCUAUAUAUGGUGCUAGACAUUUAGCACAAAAAUGGAAAUUAACUCCCGAUCCACAUGAUCCUUCCAAAAAUAUGUUACAGACAAUUACUGAUUUUGUGUUGUUAGAUUUAAUAGGAACCUCUGAUGUUCAGUUUAAAAAUAUGUUUAAAGAAACAAAUAGAUUAUAUCAACAUUUAUAUAAAAUAGAAAAUAAAUUGUUAAAAUACAAUAAUUUAGUAAAAACUAAUGGUCAGUAUAGACCAUAUUUUAUGAACGAAGCACCUCGCAGUCAUGGUAUACAAGAUGAUCAUAUACCAUUUUUACAUGAAGGUGUCAACAUUCUUCAUUUAAUCUCUGUGCCUUUUCCUAGCGUAUGGCAUCGUGAAACAGAUGAUCUCCAACACUUAAAUUUUACUGCUAUUGAUAAUUUUAACAGAAUAUUUAGAGUUUUUGUUUCUUCUUAUCUACAUCUGGAAGCUGAUCAGAAUUCUUGUAGACGAAAGUAG
Molecule: messenger RNA, 1193 nt
Organism: Lottia gigantea (owl limpet)
Lineage: Eukaryota; Metazoa; Mollusca; Gastropoda; Lottiidae
Exons: 7
Coding region: 138-1193 (351 amino acids)
Molecular function (GO): glutaminyl-peptide cyclotransferase activity; zinc ion binding
Source: RefSeq, a predicted model, not a curated record